Messenger RNA from Cygnus olor (mute swan), 4179 nucleotides. RefSeq names its product iodotyrosine deiodinase (gene IYD). The transcript has 6 exons. Bases 328 to 1155 code for a protein of 275 amino acids. Gene Ontology annotation, molecular function: oxidoreductase activity. The record is from RefSeq and is a predicted model, not a curated record. NCBI's taxonomy places the organism in Eukaryota, Metazoa, Chordata, Aves, Anseriformes, Anatidae.
UAGGAAAGGUUUGGGGGUUACAAAGGAACCCAGGCUGAACAGGAGCCAGCACAUCCAUGGGGAGAAGACAAAGCUGGCAGUCAGUGCGGGGAAGAAAGGGACACACCAGGAACCAGCCAGCCACCUGCUGCUUGGUCUGAAUUGGUCAGGUCUGGACUAGGGCUUUGCAGCUCAUUUUGGGCAGAAAGAUUAAAGAAAAAUGAGGAGCACCUGGGAGGAUGAAUGUGAAGAAAUGGAGAAUGAUUUGGAGGGCUAGAAAAUAUCACCUGGUAGGCUGGAAGAAAGAGGUCAGCUAGUCUACAGCCAGGGGAUGGAGAAGACAUAAACAUGGCAAAGGCUGUUGUUUGUGCAUCAGUUUAUUCCCAAGGUGAUAUUUUUCCUUUGUUAACUGGCAUAUGCCCACCCACUCUCCCUGUCCUUCUUAUCAGGAGAAGCUGGUCAACGUGUUCAUCUCCUGCAGAGGUUGAGGAAGAGUGGCAAGGACUUAAUGAAAAUGUUGCCCACAUCCCCUUCUUUGCGGACCGCUACUCUGAGGCUGAAAUGAUUAAAAGGUCACAGGCCUUUUAUGAACUUCUCAAUAAGAGGAGGUCUGUCAGGUUUCUCAGUGAUGAGCCGGUCCCCAGGGAAGUUAUCGAUAAUGUCAUCAGAACAGCAGGUACUUCACCUAGUGGAGCGCACACUGAGCCCUGGACCUUUGUGGUGGUGCAGGAUCCAGAUGUAAAACAUAAGAUUCGGGAGAUAGUAGAAGAAGAAGAAGAAAUAAACUACAAAAAAAGGAUGGGAGACAAAUGGGUUAAUGACCUGAAGAGACUAAGAACAAAUUGGAUUAAAGAGUACUUGGACACUGCUCCCUAUCUGAUCCUCAUUUUCAAGCAGGUAUAUGGGAGGCUUCCAAAUGGCAAAAAGAAGACCCACUACUACAAUGAAAUCAGUGUUUCUAUUGCCUGUGGCAUCUUGCUUGCUGCUCUGCAGAAUGCAGGCCUCUACACCGUGACCACCACUCCCCUCAACUGCGGCCCCCACCUCCGGGCGCUGCUCCGGCGCCCAGCGAACGAGAAGCUGCUCUUGCUGCUCCCUGUGGGCUAUCCGAAGAGAGAUGCCACCGUGCCUGUGCUGACCCGAAAGCCACUGGAAGACAUCAUGGUGGUCGUGUGAGCCCAGUGCCACGAAGAACGAGCACACCCUACUGCCAGAUAGUAAGCAGCAGCCCGCUGACCUGGUUGCUGCUUUUCCUGUGUAUUGAUGCCCAGCUUUCAUGCUCGUAUGUCACUGCUGCUCUGGCUGUUUAGACCUGUGUGUCUUUUAGCGCUAAUAAUCAGGGUGACUGCUUCUACUAAUAGCAGCAAGCAGUCAAGCACCGUGUGCUUGACAGGUGCUAUAUUAUCAGUGAACCUAGGCAGUUCUUCCAGUGGAUACAUACAAUAGCAUUUAAAUGACCUUCAUCACUUGAUUUUUCUUAUGCAUCGUAGGGACAAAUCUUUCCUUGAACUGGAAUGUGUCUUCUCCUUAUGUUUUUGUCAUUACCAUUAUACAGCUAUUUUUACUUCAGAAUUUUAAUGGAGGUUGUAUUUAAAGGUAUAAAGAGGUAUAAUCAACUCAGUUGUCUUGCUAUUGAUCAGUGUGUACUAUUUGAAUGUUACUUCCACUUUACUGUGUUAGGUUUUGUGUAGGAGGAAGAUAUUUUUCCCAUAUACUGUAGUGUUUUCCCUACUUGACUGAGUUUAAAAGCCUUCUCUAUACCAGACAGCAAUUUCUUAAACUACUGCUAGUACAAGCGCCUACAGCUGUGGGGGAUCUAGCAUGAACAAGGCAUCCAAAUGAUUUCCUUGUAGCCAUUUAUUUAUACCUGUGGCAGGCACAGUUGGAUCCCAGGGCAGCUCUCAGCCAUGCCCUCUAUAUUUGCUGCUUCCACUGGGAGAGGCUGAGAACCCCCACUCUGAUUAUCCUUUUUAUAUCUGAAACUAUACCCAUGUCACACUCUGAAAUUUAAACUGCUUUACAGACUCUAAUGCAUGAGGGGUGCUCCAUGUCAUAUUAUAUCAGGCAUAUUUUAGUCUAUUUUAAGGUCAUUUCUCGCUCCUUACUAAAAGCCUUGUCUGUGGGCAAGGUUUGAACUGGCGCCGCUCAGAGUUACUGCACUGGAGGAAUUUGCGUUGCUGAUGCCUGUGUUGGCAGAGCCCUCUCGUGGACUCCAGGCUUCUGCUGGCUAUGUCUGUGUAGCCAGUUCUGUACCUACAACCCCCUUUUGUGAACAGCAUGGGGUAAAAAUGCUGGAAGAGAGUAGUCCUUUCCUGAAGCUGUUACACACGUUCACACCCUGUUACACAUACCUUCAGGCAAAUCCAGCUAGAUUAGCUUCAGCCUUCCUUAUGGAUUGCUCCAGUUAACUCACUUCACUUUACCUGAAAUCAGUUAGGGCAUAUUUAACGUGAUCUGUCGUCAGCUAAGCAAGUAGAGGUGAUAUUUUGCAGAAUUACCUUUUUGUGUGUGUGUGUGUGUGUGGUGUCAAUGUUUCUGUCACCCAAUGAGAAAAAAAAAAUUCUCUUUGGCAGAUCAUUUUGCUGGCAAGCAUGGAUAUGCGUUCAUCCAUUUUAACAGUGCCAUUUCCUCAUUCUCUUCCGUGUUCUUGAUAGCAUAAUAAUGGCAGGAACACUUUCUGAUGCAGACCUAGUCUGAAAUGAGCUUUUAUAACUACAGUAAAAUCAAAGAGAAGUUGUGUAUCUACAGAUUCGCUGCACUUCAGCCUAAAUUCAGUUGAUUUCAACAAAACUAGAAUCUGAAAUGAGUCCUGUAGAAGAAGGCCUCACUGGGCUUAAAAGCUCGUCAAGGACACAGCAGCAGCACCAGUAAGAGAGCAGUGACCUGAACAGAUAGUUGUAAGUGAAGGCUGAUUGACUGCAGAUCCCCAGGUAUCAGGAGCUCAACUUGCAGUUGGUAUAAAAGUUUCCUCCUGUACAGACAUUGCUCUGCCAAGCUCAGGCCCCAUCAUAAAGCAGUUUACAUCUGCUGUAAGUAUAUAUCAGCUUUUUUUUUUUUUUUUGAAUAGUUCAGUGCUCCUAUUGGUAGUGGACUGCUUCUGCCUGGCCUCAAUCUGCAAAAAAGACCAUUUAUUCCACAACAGCACUCAGAGAUGCUUUAUCAAAUCAAUUCAAUUCAAUUUAAACCAGCAUAAGCUUGUGUAUCUAAGUCUAUUUCUUGCAUAUAUAACGCUAUUUUAGUAUGGCGUUUUAAUUAAGAAAUGAAGAAUCAGACCAUAUUAAAAUACACCCCAAAUUGCCACCAUAACAAAUAUUGAUAUAUACCAAUAUAUCUAUUUAUUAAUGGUGUUUUUCUUUUUCCCCUUGUGUUGAUUCUAGAAACUAAUAUACACAUAGUAGCUGAAAAAAACAAACUCACACAUCUAUUGCAUAUGAAAGAUUCUUGCCAGCAAAGCAUUUCUGGUAUCACAAUAUACAUAUAUAAAAUAUGCAUUUUUUCAUAAUACCUAUUCAAAUGCAAAUAUCCCAGUAGCAUUACAACUGCUGAUGAUGCUGCAAAGUCUCUUCCAAAUUAUGUUAGUGCUGCUGUUGUGACAAGCCUCCUUGGAACUACCCAUAUUCUCUAAUAAGUGUGCUGUCUUUAGUUAAAACACAAAUGAAAUAAGAAGAAAUUUUGCCUUUCCAUGCAAAAUGUUAUUAAAUAAAAUUAAGGUUAUCAUUUAAAUUGUUUUACACUUAACUAAGGAUUUUUUCAUUUGUUUGGAUGAGCAAAAAAAGCAAUUUUUUUUUUCCAGGAAGAGAACAUUCUGGGAGGAAUCAGUUGAGAUUUAAUUUUUACAUUCCUCCCCUUGUUAAGUUUUAAACCCAGAUUAAAAGAUAUGAGAGGAUUAGCAAAACAGGAUGGAAUUUUACCAUCUAUUCUCACAAUAUUCUCUGGACUUGGUAUACGUGCCUCUUUUAGAAAAUGAUGUGAACAGAACUCAGAUGAGAACAGAGCCCUUUAGAAAACUUAGCUCAAAAUACUGGUUUUAUAGAAUCACAGAAUAACUGAGGUUGGAAGGGACUUCUGGAAUUCAUCCUAUCCAAACCUCUGCUCAAAGCAGGCCUACGCUCAAGGUCUUGUUCAGUCAAAUCCUGAACAUCUCUAAGGAUGCAGAGUCCACGGCCUCUUUGGGCAACCUGUAAGUAUUUGUUUACUUCC